Molecule: messenger RNA, 1500 nt
Organism: Orussus abietinus
Lineage: Eukaryota; Metazoa; Arthropoda; Insecta; Hymenoptera; Orussidae
Product: transcriptional regulator Myc-A
Exons: 5
Coding region: 539-1162 (207 amino acids)
Source: RefSeq, a predicted model, not a curated record
UUUUGACAUAUGGGCGAAAUUCGUCUGACCGUGCAGGCAAUAUUGGACCAAACGUCGGGCGCUCUUAGCAGCCAAAGGAUUAAGAUUCUCGACAAAAGCAUUUAAAUUAAAUCCCCGUCAUUAAAUCAAAAUUCGGUCUUUGCCGGUUGGAUAUCGGACUAACCGUGAACCCUAUUAAAAAAGGUUGAAGAAAUGGAAUUUUUUCCCGGUAAAAAUGACCGAAAGGUGCAUUCGUCCCGUUCAAGUCCCACAGGAACUUAAGUGCACCUAACGGAGACGGAUACAUGCACACAGCCGCUCAGGCGUGCGUGUGCGUGCACGUAUCUGCGUCCUCGUGGCAGAGUGAGAGUGCCAUAUAUAUAGCGAGGAGGGGAAACUCCGCUCGGCACUCCAAAGUACACAGCCUCCGCGUUUGCAGUGGUGGUGCCUUCCUUCUUCCACCUCCUCUUAAUCGUCUCUUCUCGUCCGCUUCCGGCCCAGGGACCACUUCCGCCCCAGAGGACCCGACUUCGCCCUGACCCCAGAAGCGCAUUACACCAUGAAACUUACGCUCUUCACAGUAUUAGCGUUGUGUCUAAUAGCUGUCUGCAGAUCUGCCGAGGAAGAAUACGACUACGACGACGAGCCUGCUCCUGCACCUGUUACACCUGCACCUGCGAGGCCACCAGGUCGAUUGGGAGGACUGCUAUCUCCUAGAGGAAGAUCUCCUGUUGGACGAAAACCAGUAGCUUCGUCGACGACCGCAAAACCCACCGAGGAGCCGAUCGACGACGAAGAAGAAAGUGAAGAACAAAUUGAAGAUGGCCAGGAACAGGAAGAAAUUGUUACGACCACGACCGAAGCUGCAAAGAAGAUCAGGGGCGGCGUCAGACCCUUCAGGUCAAACGAUGAUCUCUUGGCAGCCCUGAAGAGAAGAAGAGCCCAAGUGGGAUCCAGCCAAUCCCGCGAUUCCUCUCACAGUCCUGCAGAAUCUACAACCUCGAAGCCAAAAACAACAUUGAAUGGUCGCAGUAAAAAUACCGCCCACGGAGAUUCUUCGUCGAGGCCGACGAGUCGUGGAAGAUUUGGAGCAUCGCGUGGUUCGAAACCAGUCCAAGAAGAAGUCGAAGAAACCCAACAGGAAGAGAUCCAAGUUAAGCCGAAGUCAUAUCGUAGGGGUUAAACGUGAAAUUACAGCAUAUAUAAUCGCUGUUAAUGCACGACUUCGUCGUAGGGACUCGCGUUGAGAUUGUAAAUCAAAAUUUCGAAAAUCUCGGAUGUUCCACUCGCGAGAUUUCCCACACUUGACUCCUCGUCCGUAAUCAUAGAGAAUGGUAUUGUUUCUAUUUUUUUUCCUUUUUUUUUUCAUCGUAAACAGAUGAGGUAGCAACUUUGCAAGGCACGUUAAGUUUAUACGCGCAUUGCACGCGAGACUUCGUUAUACUUUCGAUUUGCAGUUGCGUUUCAAAAUUCACUUGUUGGCACGUGGUACUUUAAUUUCUAAUUAACCGUCGCACUUCA